Molecule: messenger RNA, 498 nt
Organism: Neomonachus schauinslandi (Hawaiian monk seal)
Lineage: Eukaryota; Metazoa; Chordata; Mammalia; Carnivora; Phocidae
Product: 60S ribosomal protein L21-like
Exons: 2
Biological process (GO): translation
Cellular component (GO): ribosome; cytosolic large ribosomal subunit
Molecular function (GO): structural constituent of ribosome
Source: RefSeq, a predicted model, not a curated record
UUUGCCCAAAAGACCAAUACAAAGGGUAAGAGGAGAGGUACCUGCUACGUGUUCUCUUGGCCUUUUAGAAAACAUGGAGUUGUUCCUUUGGCCACAUACAUGGGAAUUUACAAGAAAGGUGAUAUUGUGGACGUCAAGGGAAUGGGCACUGUUCAAAAAGGAACGCUCCACAAACGUUACCGAGGCAAAACUGGAAGCGUCCACAGUGUUACCCAGCAUGCUGUUGGCAUUGCUGUAAACAAACAAGUGAAGGGCAAGAUUCUUGCCACGAGAAUUAAGGUACAUAUGGAGCAUAUUAAGCACUCAAAGAGCCGAGCUAGCUUCCUGAAGUGGGUGAAGGAAAAUGAUCAGAGGGGCUCUUGGAAAAAGAAGGAAGCCCAAGACAAAGGUACUUGGGUUCAACUGAAAUACCAACCUGCCCCACCCAGAGUACUUGUGAGAGCCAAUGGGAAGGAGCCUGAGCUGCUGGAACCCAGUCCCUAUGAAUUCAUGGCAUGA